AUGUGUGUGGCAUCCGCCGCCCGCAAGCGCGCCCGCACCGGCGGCGGCAGCGAGGACGGGGACGAGGAGCCCGUGCCGGUCGCGGAUGGCAACGAGGCGCCCAUCUUUGGCGCGCGCGUCCUCGGCCAGGUCACCACGCUGACGCUCGAGGGCGAGGACGGCCCUCUAUCGCUCGGGUCGGCUGGCGUCGCGAGCGAUCACGCGGGCGCCUGCCCGGACGCGAGCGCGGCGUUUGUGGCAGACUGGAGCAGCCACGAGAUCCGGCGGGUGGAGGUGGCGACUGGCGCGGUGACCACGCUCGCGGGCAGCGGCGAGGCUGGCGACGCUGAUGGCGUGGGUGACGCGGCGGAGUUCUUCAGCCCAGCCGGCAUCGCCAUCAGCCCAGACGGGAGCGCACUGUUUGUGGUGGACUUCCACAACGACAAGAUCCGGCGGGUGGAGUUGGCGACUGGCGCGGUGACGACGAUCGCGGGUAGCGGCAACAUGGGCAGCGCCGAUGGCGUGGGCGACGUGGCGGAGUUCUACAACCCAUGUGGCAUCGCCAUCAGCCCAGACGGCGGCGCGCUGUUUGUGGUGGACAACAACAAGAUCCGGCGGGUGGAGGUGGCGACGGGCGCUGUGACGACGCUCGCGGGCAGCGGCGAGGGUGGCGACGCGGACGGCGUGGGUGACGCGGCGCAGUUCUGCUGCCCAUCUGGCAUCGCCCCGACGGCAGCGCGCUGUUUGCAGGGGUCUAGGCAGUGGUGCACGGAGAUCAAGGUCGGGACGUGGCAAUCCGGUGAGGCCACGGUCACCUUCGAGCGGGACAUCUUCAGCUGGAUCACCAAGCGCGAGGUGCCGGACUGCGGCUUUAUCACUCUCAAGAUCCGGACGUCGAGCAUCCAUGAGGCGGUCUUUGACAAGCGGAGCAACGUGCUUAAGAUCCGCGGGAUGGUGGAGGUGCCGAUGGACAAGCUCGACCGCUACUACGACCCCUAUUCCAGCCUCGGCUCGCCCAAGGGCUACCUCUGCCUCAAGUUCCAAAACUACGGGGAGUUCACCAAGGUGGUCAAGGCGGUGCCGCGGCUCAAGGCGAGGACCACCUUCCAGAACGGCAAGCUCGGUGGCAGCAGCGCUUCCGACGCCGGAGCAAGCAGCGCGCCCGGCGCCGCCGCAGCUGCGCGAGCCUCUGCUGCUGCCCGGUGCGAUGAGCGCGCGCGGACAACCUCCCAGCUGCUCUUCGACGAAGCGAAGGACGGCGGCGACGGCGACGACUUUGGCUCUGCGGGAGGGAGCAUCGUGCUUGAGGGGAGCGACGGCGAGGGCGAGGCCAAGCCGAAGAAGGGGAGCGUCCGCGAGGAGCGGCGCAAGAAGCGCGCCCGCGAGACGGCGCUGGCUGACAACUCGCAGGAGGAGUCGCAGGUCGAGAUCACCGGCGUGCGCUCGCGCGAGGAGAAGGAUGCGGAGGGCCGCGCGAACGCGAUCGACGUCGACUGGCCGAGCGGCGAGGCGGGCGGCAGCGAGGCGGAGGCGCGGCCGGCGCAGCGGCCUCGCGUGGAGCGGAGCGUGCGCGAGCGGCUGGUGGAGCUCAAGAGCCUCCACGAGGAGGGGCUCAUCUCGGAGGCCAACUUCGAGGCGCGGCAGCGCGUGAUCCUCGACGACAUGUGA
Molecule: messenger RNA, 1647 nt
Organism: Emiliania huxleyi CCMP1516
Lineage: Eukaryota; Haptophyta; Isochrysidales; Noelaerhabdaceae
Exons: 5
Coding region: 1-1647 (548 amino acids)
Source: RefSeq, a predicted model, not a curated record